This is a messenger RNA of Spea bombifrons (plains spadefoot toad), 2062 nucleotides long. RefSeq names its product vomeronasal type-2 receptor 26-like. Gene Ontology annotation, biological process: G protein-coupled receptor signaling pathway. The coding region runs from base 1 to 1728 and encodes 575 amino acids. The transcript has 5 exons. Gene Ontology annotation, cellular component: membrane. The record is from RefSeq and is a predicted model, not a curated record. Gene Ontology annotation, molecular function: G protein-coupled receptor activity. Lineage: Eukaryota; Metazoa; Chordata; Amphibia; Anura; Pelobatidae.
AUGUAUUACAUCAAUUUACUGGUCUUUCUUUUCACCAUUGAAACACUGAACAACGACCCAAACAUUUUACCAAAUAUUACCCUGGGUUAUCAUAUAUAUGACUCCUGUCAAGAUAAAAUUAAAGCUGUGAAAAGCAUUCUUCAGAUUUUGUCUGGCCGCGGCAUGACCGUCCCUAAUUACUCUUGUGCGAAUUCUAACAACGUGGCUGGAUUUAUUGGCGAUCACCAUUCUACUACUACCAUUCCCAUAGCACAGUUACUAGGGGUGUAUGGAUACGCACAGAUCAGUUAUGGAGCGACAGACUAUGCGCUGAGUGAUAGACGCGUUUAUCCGCAUUUCUUCCGCUCUGUUCAAAAUUAUCUUGUCUAUAAUAAAAUUAUAUUGAAGAUUCUAAAACAUUUCGGAUGGACCUGGGUGGGAAUUCUCACGGUUGAUGAUGACACCGGAGAGACAGAGAGUCAGGCUCUGAGAGCGUAUCUGACAAGUUAUGGAAUUUGUAUUUCCUUUACUGUAAAAAUUAGUUUAUUACAAGAACUAUCUGAAAAUAUGAAAAUGAUGUCAGAAACUGUUUUAAUGUCAUCGUCUGCAUUGAAAAACAUUGUGGGUAACUUCACUGAGUGGGCUCCAGAUGGUCAGCAGCUAAUCAUUGACUCGCAUUUAGCAAUAUGGAGGAACAAAGACAACCAGAUUCCAAGGUCUCAGUGUUCAGAGAACUGUUUGCCUGGAUAUCGAAAAGUCCUGAGACCUGGAACACAAAUCUGCUGCUACGACUGUGUCCGGUGCUCAGAGGGAGAGAUAUCCAACAGAUCUGACAGUGAGAACUGCAUUGUUUGCCCAAGUGAUAAAUGGUCUAAUGAGAAAAGGGAUCGGUGUAUUCCAAAAUCGGUGGAGUUUCUAUCAUAUUUGGAUGCAGUUGCUGCUGUUUUAUCUUUUGUAUCAAUUCUGUUUUGUCUUGUAACUGUUGUAAUAUUACUGAUCUUCAUUGUCUUCAGAGAUACCCCAAUUGUGAAAGCUAAUAACAAGAACCUCAGCUUCCUCCUCUUGGUCUCCAUCAUGCUGAGCUUUCUCUGUGUGUUUUUGUUCCUCGGUCGUCCUGAGGAUGUAACCUGCAUGCUGCGCCAAACAGCUUUUGGUGUCCUCUUCUCAUUAGCCGUGUCUUGUAUUUUAAGCAAAACAAUCAUGAUCUAUAUUGUUUUCAGAGCCACGAAACCCGGCAGCUCCUGGGCAAACUGGGUCAGUGUGAAAGUCUCCAAUUCUAUAGUACUGCUCUGCUCAUCCAUUCAAGUUAUCAUUAAUAUUUCCUGGUUGGCCAUUUCACCCCCAUUUCAGGAGCUGGACAUGCGCUCUUAUCAGGGAAAGAUCAUCAUUCAGUGUAAUGAGGGCUCAGUUAUUGCCUUCUACUGUGUCCUGGGUUAUAUGGGGCUUCUGGCAGCUCUUAGUUUUAUUAUAGCUUUUUUAGCCAGGUCAUUACCGGACAGUUUUAAUGAGGCCAAAUACAUCACCUUCAGCAUGCUGGUGUUCUGCAGCGUUUGGAUUGCGAUGAUCCCGGCCUAUCUGAGCACCAAAGGGAAGAACAUGGUGGCCGUAGAGAUUUUUGCCAUAGUGGCUUCAAGUGCAGGACUUGUAGGAUGUAUAUUUAUUCCAAAAUGCUAUGUAAUUCUUUUGAGACAGGAAUUGAAUACAAAAACAUAUUUACUUGGAAGCAGAAUUAAAGGUUUAACCAAAUAGUUAUAAGAAACAUAUUCUGCAUUGUAAGUUGUAUUAUCUUAUAACUGUCAAUGGUCAAUUUCAGAAAUCUGAAUUUGUUUUCUAGACAUCAAAAGACCUUUUUGCACACAAUACCCCAAUGUCCUGGACUUUUAAGAAGCAUAUCUUUAAGUCUGAUCCUACUUAUAAAAAGCAACUAUGUUAACCCUUCUAUCUUUUAUUAGUUACAGCAAAGGUGAGGAGUCCACUUGUUUGCAAAACAGAGAAACUCAGCAGCACACAAAGCAAAACACACACAACAGGAUUAAAAUAAACCUCUAUAGACAUUUUGUAGAUAUAAUGUUUAUUAGGAUAA